CUUUGGGUGUCUCUUUUCUGUACAGACAAAGUUGCUGCCUGUUGUGGUUAAGUUGCUGCCUGUUAAUGCUGUUAUGUGCUCAAACAAUGCAGUUACGGCAAGACACGCUUUUGAUGGUGUUUCUUCUGUUGGAGUUCAGUGCAUUCGUGUGCAGCGAGACGUUGCAGCAGAUGGACAUGCGAGAUGGGCACUGGCAUCGCCUACCUUGUGUCUCUGAGAAAACCAUUGUGAGGUGUAAAUUGUCUGAAGUGUAUCUUCAAGAUUCUCAGACAACUCUGCUGGAGGUUGUAGCUGGACAGAUGGUUGAAAUUCAUUUAAGAUCAGACAGUUUAGAAAAUUCCACACGAUGCUUCUGGGAACAAAGAGGGAUGUCCAAUUUGCUCUUGUCCGAGUCUUUCGAAAGAGGCAUGGAUGGCAUAUACACCGUGUUCUGUGGCGACAGCAAAGCUGCCAACAUCUCAGUCCGCAUUCAAUCAGAAAAGAGACCAUCGGUACCACAGCUCACGGUCAAUAAUGGUGAAGAUUACAGUGUAUAUUUUCUAUGUGCUUCUGAGGGAAAUCCCCAACCAACAAUCAUGUGGUAUGAAAAUGAAAAACGUAUUAGUCCAGAGGAGAUAAAAAACACAGAAAACGAAGUGACCAAGAGCAAACUGAGCAGUUUUAACUAUCAUAGCUCAAAUAUAAAGUGCUGUGCUACAAACUCACACGGAGAGGAAUGCUCCUACAUUUAUCUUUAUGACCUUGACAGUGCCAUGCUGAAUAGUGAGGCUCCUCAGAUUCUGCUGCGUCCUGGCCAGUCUCUCUCGCUCCAAUGUAACAAAAUGCAGCCAGAUGACAAAAACAAAAAAUUUGACUUGAAGUGGUACUUCAACAACCAGACAGAGCUCAAAGGAGUAUCUUCAUCUUAUUAUAGCAGAAAUAUAGAGUAUUAUUCCAUUGCCUCGGUUAAUGAGAAAGAUAGUGGAGAGUAUCGUUGCACGAGCAGUCACGGGCAAGCAAAAGCCAUAAAGGUUCAGGUCCUUGAAAAUGACUUGCUUGAGAUACUGAAGCUGAACAAACACGUCACAAUCCAAGACAAAGACAAGGCAAAUUUCUGCUUCCACAUUGAGGUGCUCUCUCACCCAAAAGCGCAGUGUCACUGGAUCACCCCAAGAGGCACCAUCGUGCAGUGCGAUACAACACAGUACCUCUGGGGUAAAAGCACGUUUACAUUGUGUAACCCAGAACCAGGUCAAUAUCAGAUCCAACUGAGGGCUGGUAGAAAAGUUGUCACGGAAAGCAUGUCCCUCUGUGUGACAGAUACUCCUAAGUUUCUGCUACUCCAAGACCUGGCCCAAGUCACAUGUAUGACUAAAAGUGUCUUUCCUGUAAACGUUUCCUGGAUGACCUGUCCAUCAAACGCUGACUUUAGGGACCCUUCAGUGUGGAAACAGACGUACGCUGAUACUACAGAGUACUCCGACUCCGAGCAGUUCUGCCAGAAGAACGUCGUCGUCUCUCGGCCUUUGAGCGAUGUGAAUGAUCACUUUGUGAAAUGCUGCAAUAAUAAUAAUAAUAAUAAUACAGUUUCAUACUGCAGUGAGCAAAUCCUUGUGAAAAUAGCUUCAGCAAACUCUUUAUCCCUGGUGGUGAUAUGCAGCCUGCUUGUCUUUGCCCUCAUGCUGGUCAGCGUCCUCCUGUUUCAUUUCAUCCGCAAAAAAAAACCUGGUUAUAAGGCACAGAUCCAGAUGAUUCAGAUGGUGGGACCCUCUGAUAACGACUACAUCUACAUCGACUUCAAAGAUUUUAAAUAUAACCAGAAACUGGAGUUUCCUCGUGAGAAUCUGGAACUGGGGAAAGAGCUGGGCUCCGGAGCAUUUGGCAUGGUUGUACAGGCUACAGCAUAUGGGAUCAGCAAGCCUGGAGUUUCCAUGCAAGUGGCAGUGAAAAUGCUAAAAGAGAAGCACCAAACAGUGGAGAAAGAAGCCUUGAUGUCCGAACUGAAGAUGUUAACUUAUAUUGGACAUCACGUCAACAUCGUGAACCUGCUGGGAGCCUGCACUGGCACAGGUCCCAUUUAUCUGAUCUUUCAAUUCUGCCAUCAUGGAGACCUGCUGAAUUAUCUGAAGAACAACAGAGAGCAUUUCUACAAGUCCUUAACAGACGCUUUCAACAAAGACAGAUUCAGCAGCCUGUACAACAGCUACCAGCGGAAGAGAAACUCCAGGUUUUUCGGUGACUUUGUUCAGUCUGGUGAUAACCCGUACGUGCCCAUGGCGCCGGUGAACAAGGAACAGGAGGCGCUGCUCAGCUCCACGGACAUUAAUGAGGAUAUAUUUGAAAAUGAAGAUGAGGAGGACCAUCAGACUCUGACCUAUGAAGAUCUCCUGAGCUUCUCCUACCAAGUGGCCAAGGGAAUGGAGUUCCUUUCCUGUAAAAACUGCAUCCAUCGAGACCUGGCAGCCAGAAAUAUCUUAGUGACCCGAAGCAGGCUGGUGAAGAUUGGUGACUUUGGUCUGGCGCGAGAUAUCGAAAAUGACUCUAAUUAUGUGGUGAGAGGAAACGCUCGUUUACCGGUGAAGUGGAUGGCCCCGGAGAGUAUUUUUAAAGGGAUGUACACCAUGCAGAGUGACGUCUGGUCCUAUGGCAUCCUGCUCUGGGAGAUCUUCUCUCUGGGUGUGACUCCGUAUCCUGGUAUAAAAGUAGAUAACACCUUCUAUGCCUUGAUUGAGAGAGGGUUUCAGAUGGAGCGCCCAUAUUAUGCCUCUGAGGCUGUAUAUAAGGUGAUGUGCCGCUGUUGGGCUCUGGAACCCAAAGACCGACCCUGUUUCUCCAAACUCGUGGCUUUCAUGGAGUUCCAGCUGAGUGAUUUUGAAGAACGGCUCUACUAUAAUAUCAAAGGGCAGAAGAACUGUGACUCCGUGUACCAAAAUACUCCAGUGACCUCAGAACCUCCGGAAAUACUAAAAGAAGAUGCAGUUCAGUCAUCAGUGACAGAUUCCUCCUGCGACACUGAAACCAACCACACAACCACACAGUUACAGGAAGACAUGGAAAUAAUUACUUACCAUUAAAAAACCGCUUAAGGCUACACUCAGUACAGUUUCUGAUAUGGCUAAAAUAAAUUACGAUUCUCAAAAGCAUUUCUACGAUACACAGUAUUUAUCAUGAUGUAGGUUUGCUCAUAAACUGCCAGCAAUACAGUAAGUUUUGAACUUUAAAAAAAAAAUGGUUGAUUUUAUAAUGUCUAUGAAAAUACAUCUAUUGUAUUUAAUACUUUUUUAUAUCAAAUGUAUCAAAAAAAUCAAUAAAAAAAACACUAAAAAGAAGAAAAACAUAACAUUCACUUUUUCGAUUUAAAAAUGUUAUCAAGUCAACUCAAAUGCUUCCAUUCAGUUUGUCAUUACAUUUCUUUUUUUUUUUUUUUUUUUUAAAUAAAUUAAAAAAUAUAUCACAAUAUCCAAGAUAUAGGUAAUAGGUAUUGUGACAUAAUUCAUCCUGACAUAGCUAUGUCCUCAUAUCACCCAGCCAUAUUUACAGCAUUACAAAAUUCAAUGUGUUUUUAUUUCUUAAUCCUUUCUAAAGAUUUCUUAGUGUUCACAUUUUGGUUAACACGGUUUGUUUAUUCAUAAUAUUUUGUAUUUUUAUGCAGGUAUAUUCAUGGCAUUUGAUGAUAUCUUAAUGGUUUUGGAUCAUCAUUUUGGCAGUUUUUACUUUCUAGUGGUCUCCACUGGCAUAGUCUGUGUUAAUCUGUGAUUAAUAAAACUUAAUGUGUACAAUUUGUAAAUUUGCGCUGUUUCAUUACAAUAAAUCGAUUGAUUCAA
This is a messenger RNA of Ictalurus punctatus (channel catfish), 3803 nucleotides long. It is a transcript of the gene flt3, whose product is annotated as fms related receptor tyrosine kinase 3. Gene Ontology annotation, cellular component: signaling receptor complex. The coding region runs from base 66 to 3053 and encodes 995 amino acids. Lineage: Eukaryota; Metazoa; Chordata; Actinopteri; Siluriformes; Ictaluridae. Gene Ontology annotation, molecular function: ATP binding; transmembrane receptor protein tyrosine kinase activity. The transcript is spliced from 24 exons. Gene Ontology annotation, biological process: cytokine-mediated signaling pathway; multicellular organism development; B cell differentiation. The record is from RefSeq and is a predicted model, not a curated record.